This is a messenger RNA of Pseudozyma hubeiensis SY62, 3339 nucleotides long. RefSeq lists its product as hypothetical. The coding region runs from base 1 to 3339 and encodes 1112 amino acids. The transcript has a single exon. Lineage: Eukaryota; Fungi; Basidiomycota; Ustilaginomycetes; Ustilaginales; Ustilaginaceae. The record is from RefSeq and is a predicted model, not a curated record.
AUGCGUGCGCUAUCGCUAUGGACGACGCUACUGCUGGGAUUAACGGCAACCUACGCCCAAGCCAACAGCAACACAGACACCAACAACGACAAUGUGUGUCUUUCCACCGCCUCGUCAUCGGACGGCUAUCUGAUCGCCAAGUCGGGCGAAACUACCGAAGUUCUCACAUCUAGCCAUGACGCUCCCGUAGUUCACCACGCCGCAGCCAGCUUUGCUGCCGACCUGAUGCAGAUGGUGCCCUCUUCCAAUGUCGUUGUUCGAAACGUCACUUCCGCAUCGCUCAAGAUGCAAGCUCAGCAAAACAAGGAGAGGAUGAUCAUCGUCGGCAGUCUCGACAGCUCGAGUCUCAUGCCAGAGCUCAUGUCGAUGGACUCAGCAGUAUCACAGGAAGCUUCGAAGGUCAAGGGUCAAUGGGAGUCGUGGUCCUCUGUGAAGCUCAGCUCUGGAUCUGGGUUGGUAUUGAUGGGUUCGGACAAGAGAGGUGCUGCGUACGCGCUGUACACGUUGAGCGAAGAGCUGGGAGUCAGCCCGUGGAAGUGGUUUGCCGAUGUCAAGCCUACGCAGUCGCACUCUGCUGAAUACUACUCUCCCAAGUCAUCCGCCUCGUCGAAGAGUUUCGGGACGAGUCGUUGCUCACACGGUCCACCGUUGGUCAAGUACCGAGGCAUCUUCCUCAACGACGAAGCACCCGCCCUGACGAAUUGGGCUCGAACGCACUUCAAAGGACCCUUCCCACCCGAAACCGCCCCGCAGUCCUUCAACGAUGCCAUGUACACCCACGUCUUUGAGCUGCUGCUUCGACUCAAAGCCAACCUUCUCUGGCCUGCCAUGUGGUCCGACUCUUUCGCCGUCGCCGGCCUCCCCGACCUCCCCAACAAGGGUGUCAACGGCACCGGUGCCGCUGGGCCAAAUCAAAAGCUCGCCGAUCGAUUGGGCAUCGUCUUCGGAACCUCGCACCAAGAACCCAUGGGUCGCAACACGCCCGAAUGGAACACCUGGUACCAGGGUCCCUGGGACUACCCUACCAACACGGAGAACAUCACCACCUACUGGAAGUACGGCGUAGAACGCGCCCAAGGUCUCGAAACCAUGUUCACCAUGAGCAUGCGCGGCAACGGCGACAAAGCCCUUGCCGGAGCCAACAUCCAGCUGCUGGAGGAGAUCAUGGUCAAACAGCAGAGUUUGCUCCCCCGCGAUGCCAAGAGCGGCGAGAUCAGCGUUCCGCAGAUGAUGUGUCUGUACACCGAGGUUCAGGGCUACUACAAUGAGGGGUUGAAGGUUCCGGAAGACAUCACAUUGCUUUGGACCGACGACAACUUCGGGUUCAUCAGGAGGAUCCCCACGGAGGAGGAGAAGAAGAAUCGAAGCGGUGGUGCCGGUCUCUACUACCACGCUGAUUACGUCGGUCCCCCUCGCGCGUACAAAUGGGUCAACACGGUCAACCUCAUGAACGCGUGGGAACAGCUCAACGUCGCAUUCCUCAACCAGCAGACCGAGAUGUUCAUCCUCAACGUGGGCGACCUCAAGCCCGUCGAAGUCCCCAUCCACUUUACCCUCAACAUGGCCUACGACAACACCGACUUGCUCCACCCUACCAACGUGUCCAGCUGGCUCGACACCUGGGCUGCCAAAACCUUCGGCCACGAGCCGGCCUCGAAGGUGGCCGAGGUGAUCCGUGGCUACUCGUGGCUGAACUCACGCAUCAAACCCGAGAUCGUCAACGCCAGCACGUGGAGCAGCGUACACUACGCCGAGGCGGAAUCCGUCCUCUCCCACUGGGAUCACCUCGUUUCCAUCGUCGAGGGCGAUCUGAUCCCGUACUUCCGCAACACCCCCAACUGGGAUUCGUUCUACCAACUCGUUGCGUACCCUACACUGGCGUCGUCCAAUCUGAACCGCAUGUACGUCGCCAUCGCACGCAACAACCUCGCCGGCACGCAGGCCAAGAACUCGGCCAACAGCUGGUCGCUCCUCGCCCGCUCGCUCUUCCACAACGACGCGCGCCUCACCGAGUCCUACCACGCCCUCGCGGGUGGAAAGUGGAAGCACAUGAUGUCGCAACCGCACAUGGGAAGCCAGUACUGGCAGCAACCGAUGCGGAAUAUGAUGCCCGCGCUGUCCCAGGUGGAAGUGGUGGAUUCAGAGUGGCCAGAUACGGCUAUGGGUAGCAACCUGAGGGUGUCGGUGGAUGGCAGUAUGGGUGCCUGGCCGGGUGAUAACCAGUACAACUGCGCGGAUGGGUACAACUGCCCUGAUCCGAGUUUGAAGAUGCUCAGCAGGUACGAGGGGAACCAGCGGAGGAGGGUUUGGGUCAGCUCGGCGGACGCUGGUGAGUUCGCCUUUAGCGCAACGACGAAUGCGAGCUGGUUGCAGGUGCAGCAGCCGAGGAUCGCGACGUUGGAGACGCUCGCGAGGGACGGCAUGGCAGGAGGGACGAACCUCACCGAGAGAGCGCUGUUCGAAGGUGUGGGAGGGUGGGUGGAGAAGAGAAGCGAUGGGUUCGAAGCAGGCGGCAACUUUGACGAUGAAGUCGAGGUGGCGGUCAAGGUAGACUGGUCGCAAUUGGCGGAGAUGGACUGUGCUACCACCAACAGCACGCAGAGGCUGCAGACGGGUAUCGUGUACAUCAACACCACCACCUUCCCUUCCGAACAGUACGUCGGAAUGUGGUCGCCCACCAACGUCACCGUCAGCCUGACCGUGGACCCCUGCACCUUUUCCUCAAGCUCGCAUCCCGCCGGCACGUUCGUCUCCUCCUCGGACGGAUCCGUCUCCAUGCUCGCCGCGCACGCGCUCGUCGAACCCGCCCGUUCCAACUCCACCCCUACCUACCUCGAAGUCUUACCGCAGUACGGCCUCCUCGGUUCCGCCAUCACCGUGCUCCCCCCUACCGCCGACUCCAUCCCUCCUGCUUCUGGCCCCUCGCUCUCCUUCCCCUUCAUCCACUCCACUUCCCCUCCUCCUACCAACAACGGUUCCGCCUACAAUGUGACACUCUACCUCUCGCCCAUCCUCAACUAUCGCGACAAACGACCCCUGAAAUACGUCUUGGAACUCGACGACGAUGUUGCGUCGAGGACAACGGUCACCCCAGUUCCGGAUAACAUCACCCCGGGCACGAACAGCGCCGAUUGGGGCAACGUCGUCAGUGCCAACAUUCGAAAAGUGACGACGAUGCUCAGGACGAAUUCGACGAGUGGAGGGGGGAAGCAUACGAUCAGAUGGUGGCCGUUGGAACCAGGAUUGGUGUUGGAGAAGGUGGUGGUGGAACCGCAGGGGAGCAUGACGGUGGCGACUGCGUUGGGUAUGCCCGAAAGCGGAAGGGUUGGAAUGAUUUGA